Messenger RNA from Dreissena polymorpha, 3844 nucleotides. RefSeq names its product chitobiase-like. Gene Ontology annotation, molecular function: beta-N-acetylhexosaminidase activity; polysaccharide binding. Gene Ontology annotation, biological process: ganglioside catabolic process; glycosaminoglycan metabolic process; carbohydrate metabolic process. Gene Ontology annotation, cellular component: membrane. The coding region runs from base 141 to 3779 and encodes 1212 amino acids. NCBI's taxonomy places the organism in Eukaryota, Metazoa, Mollusca, Bivalvia, Myida, Dreissenidae. The record is from RefSeq and is a predicted model, not a curated record. The transcript is spliced from 18 exons.
CAGUGGCGCCAGUGUUCGAGUUUAUCAAUUUUGAAAGGCCUCACGGCUCAGUAGACGUCGCGAGUUGAGGACAAGGCUGGUGUAUGAAAUAAAUCCGCUCGCUCGUAAAGUUUCUAGUGGAUUGACAAACAGACACCAACAUGUUUAUUCUUAUUUGUUUGAGUGGGCUGUUAGCACUUGACACAAUCAAUGGAGAUUCACAGUUAAGAGUUGAGACCUCGGCGUCAGGGGCGUUUGAUUCAAUGGGACUCCGUGAAUUCAGGUCCAAGCGCCAGUUCCACGCCAACCACCAUCACUCGUUUGACUGUUGGGAUGGAAGCAACUCUGGCGACCCAAAAUGCAACACCACCACCGUCGGAACCGUCGCGACAGAGACAACAACGACGUUCAGAGUUACACCAGACCACUUCAGUGCAUAUGGACUCACUCAGAGCCAACUAGAUACACUGGCUGAAACCCUUAAGAUAGAAGUCAAAGUCAUUGACAACCUUAUAAUGGACAAAACGAGUCACGUUGUCAAGACCACUCUUAGAAAUGACGGCAAUGUGCCGAUACCCGCAUCCGGAUGGAGGCUUUAUUUUUACAGCAUGCUCCGCGUGUACCCGGAUGUAUUUCCCGCAAAUAUGACAAAGGAGCUUGAAUUUGAACACAUUCGUGUGGGCAUGGUGCAAGGCGACCUAUACUACAUUGAGCCCAUGAGUGGGUUCAAGCCUUUGCCCGCAGGGUUCGCCAGGGAUUACAAUAUCAUCGUCUAUCUUUGGUCCGUGCAGCGGACGGAUUUUAUGCCUCUUUGGUAUGUCACUUCGGAUGACGCAAGCGUUCAGCCACGUGUGGUGCAAUCAACGUUGUCAUUAAACCUUGAUUAUGUCUCGGAUUUCGAUGAUGUCAGACAGUGGAAGCGCUGGCGAGAUGAUCGCUACAAUCCUUUCACCCCACAGGAGCGGGCAGAACGACUGGCGUACGACUACACCAAUGUUGAAGCAAAGUUCAUAAUUCCAACACCGAAGUCACUCCAAAUGGACCGCCAAAAGUCAAUGACGUCAUUCAAUUCCAGCUGGAAGGUGUUUGCAGAAGACAGCAUCUUCAAUGACACAGCUAUGUACAUAAAAGAGAAGCUGCAAAUUCAGCACUCCAUCUCAAAACCGAAUGCUUACGUCAUAAUAAUGAGUUAUAAAACCAACAUGGAACCUGAAGGGUAUAUAUUAAACGUCGAUGCAAACGUCAUACGUUUAGAAGCGAGUGAUACGGCGGGCAUGUUCUACGCCGCACAGUCUCUCCGAAGCGUCAUUGACGGAGCGCGCGGUGCAGGUAUCCCAGCCAUGACGGUGCACGACGCGCCGCGGUACGGCUGGAGAGGCAUGCUUCUCGACGUCGCUCGGAAUUUCCAUUCGCUCGAUGACGUCAAGCGUCUCAUGGACGUCAUGGCUUUGUACAAGAUGAACGUGCUGCACCUUCACCUCUCGGACGACGAGGGGUGGAGACUUGAGAUCGAAGGACUGCCGGAACUCACCGAAGUUGGCGGCAAAAGAUGUCAUGACCUGCUGGAAAAUAACUGUAUUAUUCCGCAAUUCGGAUCCGGUCCAUUCGCCAACUCUUCAGGAAGUGGGUUUUUUACCAAAUCGCAAUAUAUUGAAAUACUUUCCUACGCGAAGAAAAAUCACAUAAAAGUAGUUCCAGAGUUUGACAUGCCAGGUCACUGUCACGCCGCGGUCGCGUCGAUGGAACGUCGGUUCAGAAAAACGAAUUCCUCCGCGUAUCGCCUCGUUGAUCCAGAUGACAAAUCUACGUACAUGUCCGCUCAAAAUUGGAAGGACAAUGCCAUUAAUCCGUGUAUCAAUUCGACCUACGCCUUCAUAGGCAAGGUUAUGGACGCAGUCAAAGCCCUUCACGCGGGCAUUCGGCCACUGGAGAUCUACCAUUUUGGUGGGGACGAGGUAGCCAUUGGGGCGUGGGAGAAGUCGCCCAGAUGCGUGGAGUUCCUGCGGGCCAAUCCGCGUUAUAACAACUAUCAUGGUUUAAACAAUUACUUCGUCGAGCGUGUAGCGAAGCUUGCGGCCGAGCGAGACUUGUCGCUAGGUGGCUGGGAGGACGACUUCUCGGAUGGUUUUACGCCACUUCCGGCCGUAGACCUCUCGAAGACGGACCUUUAUGUCAACCCAUGGAACAACAUUUGGAAGUGGGCUGGCGGCAGAAAUGCAUACAAGUUCGCGAACGCCGGAUAUAAGGUCAUCAUUACCCAGGCGACGAACAUCUAUUUCGACCACUCCCAGGAGCCGGAUGCGGAAGAGCGGGGACUAUACUGGGCCACGCGCUUCACUGACACACGCAAGGUGUUUGACUUCCGGCCAGACGCUCUCUACGACAACAUCAGAGAGGACCGCGAUGGCAACCCACUAAACAAGGACGUCUUUUGCACGCCUUUGCUGUGCACGCCUUUGGAAAAAACGGAAAAUGUUAUCGGUAUGCAGGGCGCAAUGUGGAGCGAGACGAUACGCACGAGCGAAAACUUGGACUAUAUGAUCUUCCCCCGCCUUCUGGCGCUCGCGGAACGCGAGUGGCACAAGGCACCAUUCGAGCAGACGGGCGAAUCGUCGCGUAGUGAUUGGCUUUCUUUCGCAAAAGCGGUUGGAGAAAAGGAGUUUCAGCGACUGGAAGAAAAUAAUGUUCAAUAUCGCAUUCCUCCGCCGGGAGCAAGAGUUGCGUCCUACAAAGUCACGGUGACCACAACAUACCCCGGGCUGGGUGCCUAUUACAGCUCGAAUAACGGAACCACCUGGCAACAUAUCGGCGUUAAUCAAGCAACCGCCGUUACAUGGAACAACGCCGGGUCGAUUUUACUUAGAACGACAAAUGCAGCUGGUACCCGUUUCAGCCGUUCAGUGAAACUAUCACGAGAGAGCUCUGGAACUGAAUUUCUCUCCAUAUUUCAUCCCCACCCAAUUACGCCAACGUGGGACGGAAAGCCGCCAAUAACUGUCACGGUGACGGGGUCAAAUGUUACUCCGUCCCAGAAUUCGUUUGUCAAUUCUACGACAACAUCUUCGACAACUAAUAUUUCCGUAUCUACAACCUCUGAUAAUUCCAAAACGACAUCUUAUGAUACACCAUCAACGACACGUUCGAUUGUGACUACGUCUUCUACUACAUCAUCAACGACAUUUUCAAUGAGGACGGAUUCUUCUACUUCACCAUCAACUGCAUCUUCAAAUGCAACGACAAAUUCUCCAACAUUAUCAACCACAUCCUCUACCGCAACAACCACUACAACUGCAUCGACAUCCACGUUAAGGGUUUCUACCCCGACAAUGACUGCCGGAAGCAAGACAACCAAACCCCACGAUAAUGCAAAUCACACAACACACUCGACGCGUUCAACCACUACGGAAACGACGACCACCACCACAGCAACAACCACCACCACAGCCAAUCCCAUCACCACCACCACCACGCUCAUCGUCACAACGAAUUUCACCAUCAACAAUACCGAAGCACCUUGCGAGGAUUUAAAAGAAUGUGCCCUAUUUGGUCGAGAUAUCUGUUUAGACGAUCCGUCUAACAACACUUAUCUGCCGUUUGCAAAGAAGAACUGCCCCUUGUAUUGUGCCUUCUGUAAACCAACUUCAUUUGUCUGCAAAGAUGUCAACCCCGCAUGUCCAUCGUUUGAUGAUGGAACCCUGUGUACAGAUAAAGCAUAUACACAGUGGGUCUACGAGAACUGCAUGGUGUAUUGUCACGUGUAUCCAUGCAACGGGACCGUGCCUACCACGUCGGUUUUCUAGUGGGAUCGAUGCACACAAUUGUAAUCAGUUUAAUAACGACAAUAAACGAAUUCUUUUGGGCAAAA